AGAAAACAUAAGCGCGUACAACACUAAUAAUUGAUGUAAAGCUAUAACCAGUACUCCAACAUCUUCUAUUCUUUGACUUGGCAAUUUCCACCUUCACAUAGGCGCGGCAAAAUAAUCUCACGCAACUCAAGGGUAGCAUGGUAAAAAAAAAUUUAGUUGUUUAUUUGUUGUACGCGCUUGUGCGCGUUUGGCGAAGUUCUAGCUGGGUACAGGGGGAAAGAAAAGAAAGAGCACCACAGCACGCAGGACGUGCCAACAUGUUGGGCAAAGACUCUAUUCAACAGUCUCUGGCACAGGCACUGUUGCUGGUGAUAUUCCUCUCAGCUCCUGGCCUAUGCUACAAAAACGUGCGCCUCCAGGACAACCUGUGCUCGGACAAACUGAUUUACACACUCGCCAAACCCUUUCGCGGCGACCCCACGGUGAGGCUCGAUUUCGAGGACGAUUCGGCAGCCAUUGUUGCACAGACUUGGAAUCUCACACUGCCCCAUGGCCACUCGGCCAACAAGAUCAAAUACGAUUGCCAGUUCCGCGUGGUGACCAGCGACCGUCCGCCGCGCGGCAUCUACACAAUCAUCACCAGGCUCAAAUUCCGGCGGGAUCCAGUCUCAAAAGAGUGCAUCGACUACAUACAGUUUACUAGUGGCAAUCGCUCUCCCAGCGAGCGUAUAUGCCAUGAUAUCUCCAUCAACGGGCCGGCCGGGCGUCUAAUCUUCGAUCAGCGUGAUCGUGAAGUGAACGUGCACAUCUUCAUCGAUAGAUCGCGGCACAUUCUAGGCGAUCAGUUGGAGCUGAGCAUGGUGCUGACGGCCCACUCCGAGUGCCAGUUUAACGGCGACUUCCUGUGCAAUCCCAACGACCAGUACUCAUGCAUAUCUCGGCACUUUGUGCGUGACAACGUCACCAACUGCUUGUAUCCGUGCCGCGAUGAGGGUACGUGUUUCCUCGACGCCAUCGUGCCGGAGGAGAUAGACACAGCAAAUGUGGCCAUCUCGGCCAUAACGUCGCUCAUUUUCACCAUGCUCGGCGUGGGCUUCUGCGUGUGGAUUUGCUGGAAGUACUGGAACUGCAUCACGGUGCAGCAACGGGCACACGAAGCCUCAACCGCUCGCUUCAACCAGCGACGCGUCCGGUCUGAUGUGCCCACCAUUGAGCUACCAACGGCUCCGGAGUACGAUGAUGUUGGACCACGUGAGCUGGAUCCCCAGCAGCAACCACCGCCAAUGACGCCCAAGGAUAUGCCACCCAGCUAUGAGUCGUUGUUCCCCGACAGAUAAAGCACCGUGGCACGUUGUUUUGAUUGCUCCGCUUUGUGCCAGAUCAGCACCAACUUUGGCACUACGCACUUGUUGUACUCGUAAUAGUCCAAUUAGGUCUCUCCUUAUGAAAAAUGUGUAUUCCAUGUAAAUAUGUUAGGACUGAUUUUAAGUUUUCUGAUUAGCGUUAGCGUUUGCGCCCAGCAGUUUAGCGGUAAUGAAUAUCAAUCGACAUAACUCCCCCGAGAAUACUUCAUUGAGAAUACUUACUAUUGUACAUAUUUACGUUUUAUGUUUUUUGUUUUAUUGUGAAACCGUUAAAGCUGCCUUUUAGUGAAGCCAAUCGAUCAAUGUCUCAAUGUAUUAGCCUGCACGUUGAGAACCCCAAACUCACUGAUGAAAUCUCACAGAAAUUACGAUGUUAAACGAAAUUAUAUCAAUUAUUUACCUAAGAAACCAUUAUUGUUAAGCAAAA
Molecule: messenger RNA, 1731 nt
Organism: Drosophila miranda
Lineage: Eukaryota; Metazoa; Arthropoda; Insecta; Diptera; Drosophilidae
Exons: 3
Coding region: 138-1277 (379 amino acids)
Source: RefSeq, a predicted model, not a curated record